Lates calcarifer (barramundi perch) is the source of this 611-nucleotide messenger RNA. It is a transcript of the gene rpl22l1, whose product is annotated as ribosomal protein L22-like 1. The record is from RefSeq and is a predicted model, not a curated record. The transcript has 4 exons. Bases 81 to 536 code for a protein of 151 amino acids. Gene Ontology annotation, biological process: cytoplasmic translation. NCBI's taxonomy places the organism in Eukaryota, Metazoa, Chordata, Actinopteri, Centropomidae. Gene Ontology annotation, molecular function: structural constituent of ribosome; RNA binding. Gene Ontology annotation, cellular component: ribosome.
CAGCCAUUUUCCAGAUUUAUGUGUGGAAAUGUUUAUUUCUGCUGUGACACUGGCGUCGCCAUAUAUGGCAAGGGCGUUCCAUGCAGCGCGUACUACGUCACGCCUGCGUCAUCUCCGCUUCUCCCUUUCCCGUCCGAGCUCUCAACAUGGCGCCGAUCAAACAGAAGAGGCCAGCUGUUGGCAAGAAAGCAAAAAAGGGAGCUUCAUGGAAGUUCACCUUGGACCUGACCCACCCUGUGGAGGACGGGAUCCUGGACUCUGCAAACUUUGAAACCUUCCUCAAAGAGAGGAUAAAGGUCAACGGCAAGACGGGGAAUCUGGGUAACAUCGUCCAGGUCGGCCGCAUGAAGAACAAGAUCAACGUCACGUCUGAGAAGCAGUUCUCCAAACGGUACCUGAAGUACCUGACAAAGAAGUACCUGAAGAAGAACAACCUGCGUGACUGGCUCAGAGUGGUGGCGUCGGACAAGGAGACGUACGAGCUGCGUUACUUCCAGAUCAGUCAGGACGACGAGGAGUCGGAGGCAGACGAGUAAACGGCGGCUGCACGGCGCCACAGCUGUCUGUGUCGGCAGCUGGAGCGAGGCAAGAGAAUAAAUGUGGAAAAAGAA